This is a messenger RNA of Syngnathoides biaculeatus (alligator pipefish), 1844 nucleotides long. It is a transcript of the gene katnal2, whose product is annotated as katanin p60 subunit A-like 2. Bases 152 to 1627 code for a protein of 491 amino acids. The record is from RefSeq and is a predicted model, not a curated record. Gene Ontology annotation, molecular function: ATP hydrolysis activity; ATP binding; protein binding. NCBI's taxonomy places the organism in Eukaryota, Metazoa, Chordata, Actinopteri, Syngnathiformes, Syngnathidae. The transcript is spliced from 16 exons.
UCCCGAGGGACAAACCACAGAACCCGUUCACGCCAGUCUUCUCUUAAACGCAAGAAUCGGACAGACGCCUGACACUGUAUUGUGGCAACAAUGGAACAGACUUACAAUUGUGGGAAGUACGCACAUCAAGCUCGAGAGGCAGUAAGAUGAUAUGAAGAUUGAGAUGAGGAAAAAGGCUCUUCUUAUCCUCAUCUAUCAACAUCUAAUGGGACAUGGCUAUCUGGCCACAGCGGCGGCCUUGGAACAGGAGAUGAACGGAGGCUUGAAGAAGUUUGAGGUGUGCGAAAAUGUCGAUUUGGAGAUGGUGUUGAUGGAGUAUGAGAGCUAUCACUUCGUCAAGUUCCAGAAGUUUCCCAAACUGAUCAAGAAAGUAGUGGAACCAGUCCUCUGUCAAGGUGAAAGCAGAAAUACGAAAAGUGGUGGAAAAAAGAGGGUUGCUUCUUCAGCUGCAAAGCCUCUGCCUAAAAGCCAGUUUCCAAACCUUGGUGGGGAAUCGAGACAGAACACGUCUGCUCCUGCACAAGCAUACGGCGAUGAUUUAUUUGGUGUCACUGUUUGCCCCAUCGCUUGUGCACAAGCUGGAGGAGCACUCGUGACAAACAAGAUCCCUGACAGCUCAGGAGGUAGAGGAGACACUGAGCAGGAGGAGCGACUGCUGAAACCCCUGAGUGGUUUUUCAGGAAUGAGCGGCGAAAUGACAGAAUUCGCCACGAUCAUCAAUAAGGACAUCUAUUUGCACAACCCCAACGUGAGGUGGGAGGAUAUCAUUGGACUGGAGGAUGCAAAGCGAUUAGUCAAAGAGGCCGUCGUCUAUCCCAUUAAGUAUCCCAAGCUCUUUACGGGACUCCUUUCUCCAUGGAAGGGCUUGUUACUCUAUGGCCCCCCAGGUACGGGGAAGACCCUGCUGGCCAAGGCGGUGGCUACUGAGUGUAAGACGACCUUCUUCAACAUAUCAGCAUCCAGCAUAGUGAGAAAGUGGAGAGGGGACUCGGAAAAACUGGUCAGGGUUCUGUUUGAUUUGGCACGGUACCAUGCCCCCUCCACCAUCUUUUUGGAUGAGGUGGAUUCUAUGAUGGGCCAGAGAGGAAGCAACAUCGUCGGCGAGCACGAGAGCAGUCGGAGGUUAAAAGCAGAGUUGCUGGUCCAGAUGGACGGUGUGUCAAAAUCAGAGGACCUUAUUUUUGUACUGGCAGCCUCCAAUCUGCCUUGGGAACUGGACCACGGCCUGUUAAGAAGACUAGAAAAGAGGAUUCUAGUUGGUCUUCCUCCUGCACCGGCCCGCCAGGCCAUGAUCGCACAUUGGCUGCCUCCUAAAUCCACAGGAGAGUUGCAACUCAAAGCCGAUCUUGACUAUCAACUUCUGGCAAAUGAGAUGAAGGGCUACUCUGGCUCGGAUAUCCGACUGGUAUGUAAGGAGGCUGCAAUGAGACAAGCCCGCAAAGUCUUUGAGGCUCUGGAAUCAAAUCAGGCUGGGAGAACCAAACAAGGAGACGCAGGCAUGCUGGCCAUGGAGCUCGAAACUGUGACAACGCAAGACUUCCUGGAAGUCUUGGCACACACCAAACCGUCGGUCAGCGGCGUGAUGGAUAAACACACAGCCUGGGAAAAGGAUUUUGAAUCCGUCUGAUCGACCCUCUUUCCAUUCACUCAAAGUUACUGGACAUGUUUGGCCUGUUUGGUUCAUAAACAUUUUACUUGGUGUGCUUUUUUUAAAUUCAUUUCCAGUUAGAAAGCACAGUGUUUACAUGAAAAAAAAGCUAAGCAUUUCUCAGCAAGCAGUCAUGAAAUAAUAUUGGGACUUUUUAUGCACCAUUAUAUGGAAAUAGUUAACAGAUGAAUAGCUG